Tarenaya hassleriana is the source of this 1287-nucleotide messenger RNA. RefSeq names its product omega-amidase, chloroplastic-like. Gene Ontology annotation, biological process: L-glutamine metabolic process; oxaloacetate metabolic process. The record is from RefSeq and is a predicted model, not a curated record. The transcript is spliced from 10 exons. Gene Ontology annotation, molecular function: omega-amidase activity. Bases 46 to 1158 code for a protein of 370 amino acids. Gene Ontology annotation, cellular component: mitochondrion. Lineage: Eukaryota; Viridiplantae; Streptophyta; Magnoliopsida; Brassicales; Cleomaceae.
UAACCAAGGAAAGGAAUCUGUCUGAUUCAUCACAGCGAUCGUGAAAUGAAAGCAAUUUCAUCAUCACUCCUUCAUUCCAAGAAUCUUAUAAACCCUAAUCCUCUUUAUCGCUCCAUUCUUCACCCACAGCCCGUCUACCUCAAACCCGUCUUCUUCUCCAAAUCACCUCUCAUACCUACCGGUCAUCACUCCCUGAAACUCCGAUCGACAUCGACUGCGAGACCCGCCUCGAUCAUGGCUUCCUCAUUCAAGCCCGAACAAGCCAGAGCUCCUCCUGCUCUUCCUCUCCCGACGCCUCCUUUGACAAAGUUCAAAAUUGGGUUGUGUCAGCUCUCUGUCACGGCUGAUAAAGAGAGGAACAUUGCUCACGCGAAGAAAGCCAUUGAGGAAGCUGCUUCAAAGGGUGCAAAGCUUGUUCUCUUACCCGAAAUCUGGAACAGUCCUUACUCCAAUGAUAGUUUCCCGGUUUAUGCGGAGGACAUUGACGCCGGUGGAGAUGCUUCUCCGUCUACUGCAAUGCUCUCUGAAGUGUCUAGCCGUCUCAAGAUUACAGUAGUCGGUGGCUCCAUACCUGAGAAAUAUGAUGGCCGCUUGUACAACACUUGUUGCGUUUUUGGCUCGGAUGGUAAGCUGAAAGCCAAGCAUCGCAAGAUACAUCUGUUUGAUAUAGACAUCCCUGGGAAGAUUACCUUUAUGGAAUCAAAAACACUUACAGCUGGGGACACACCAACAAUCGUGGACACAGAUGUCGGGCGGAUUGGAAUAGGCAUCUGUUAUGACAUCCGGUUUCAGGAAUUGGCUAUGAUAUAUGCUGCAAGAGGUGCUCAUUUGCUGUGCUACCCGGGAGCCUUUAACAUGACAACCGGUCCAUUGCAUUGGGAAUUACUUCAAAGGGCGAGGGCCGCGGAUAAUCAGUUAUAUGUGGCUACUUGUUCCCCAGCCCGAGAUCCCGAAGGUGGCUACGUUGCUUGGGGCCACUCGACCCUUGUGGGACCCUUUGGGGAAGUUCUGGCAACAACCGAGCACGAGGAGGACAUGAUCAUAGCCGAGAUUGAUUACUCUAUCCUCGAACAGAGAAGGACAAGUCUUCCAUUGAUCAAACAACGCCGUGGAGAUCUGUACCAGUUGGUCGACAUCCAGAGGCUGAAUUCCCAGUGACUGUGACGAGAUAAUAAUGUAUGUGAGAAACAAAUCUAUCUUUGUUCUUCUGUGAUGUUUUCGUUGAAUCCAGAAAAUAAAAUUCCUGUAAAACCCAUUCCCAAUAAGUCGCUCUUUCUUCAUUGUUAA